Molecule: messenger RNA, 1895 nt
Organism: Vitis vinifera (wine grape)
Lineage: Eukaryota; Viridiplantae; Streptophyta; Magnoliopsida; Vitales; Vitaceae
Product: tropinone reductase homolog At5g06060
Exons: 10
Coding region: 61-1617 (518 amino acids)
Molecular function (GO): oxidoreductase activity
Source: RefSeq, a predicted model, not a curated record
UUCUUUUUUCCCCUCUUGUAUAUUGACUUCCAACUGCCAAGUCUCCCUGGUUGCAGAGAUAUGAUGGCGGAGGCUGAGAGCAAUUGCAGUGACUCGAGAUGGUCUCUCAAGGGCACCACCGAGCUUGUCACCGGUGGCACUCUCGGAAUAGGAUAUGCCAUAGUAGAGGAACUAGCUGGAAUGGGUGCUACCGUACACACCUGUGCACGUACCGAAUCCAAACUCAACGAUCGGUUGCGUGAUUGGAAUGCUAAGGGCUUUGACGUAAGGGGUUCGGUCUGCGAUGUAUCGGAUAGAGCCCAACGUGAGCAGUUGACUGAGAAGGUCUCUUCUGGUUUCAAUGGCAAGCUCAACAUCCUUAUAAACAAUGUGGGAACAAACUUCAGUAAGCCAACGAUUGGGUACACUGUUGCAGAUUUCUCAACACUUAUUGCUACUAAUAUUGCAUCUGCUUACCAUCUAUCCCAACUUGCACAUCCUCUUUUAAAAGCAUCUGGAGCAGGAAGCAUUGUGUUUAUUUCCUCUGUUGCAGGCGUGGUGAGUACAGGCACUGGGUCCAUUUACGCAGCAACUAAAGCUGCAAUGAAUCAAAUUACAAAGAGCUUGGCUUGUGAGUGGGCAAAAGACAACAUCAGAAGCAACUGUGUUGCACCCUUCUGCAUCAGAACGCCUCUCAUUGAACAUGAGCUGGCUAAGAAAAGCAAGAUGGAAGGCGUGGCCUCUCGAACCCCCUUGGGGUGCCCUGGAGAGCCGAAGGAGAUCUCAUCUCUGGUGACAUUCCUUUGCAUGCCUUGUGCUUCAUAUAUCACAGGGCAGGUUAUCUCAGUGGACGGUGGAUUAUGGUCUCUCAAGGGCGCAACCGCUCUUGUCACCGGUGGCACUCUUGGAAUAGGAUAUGCCAUAGUAGAGGAGCUAGCUGGAAUGGGUGCUGCUGUAUACACCUGUUCACGUACCGAAUCUAAGCUCAACAAUCUGUUGCGUGAUUGGAAUGCUAAGGGCUUUGACGUAAGGGGUUCGGUCUGUGAUGUUUCGGAUAGAGCCCAACGAGAGCAGUUGAUUGAGAAGGUCUCUUCCGGUUUCAAUGGCAAGCUCAACAUCCUUAUAAACAAUGUGGGAACAAACUUCAGUAAGCCAACGAUUGAGUACACUGCUGCAGAUUUUUCAGCACUCAUGGCUACUAAUAUUGAGUCUGGUUACCAUCUAUGCCAACUUGCAUAUCCUCUUUUGAAAGCAUCUGGAGCAGGAAGCAUUGUAUUCAUCUCCUCUGUUGCAGGCGUGGUGAGUACAGGCACUGGGUCCAUUUAUGCAGCAACUAAAGCUGCAAUGAAUCAAAUUACAAAGAGCCUGGCUUGUGAGUGGGCAAAAGACAAUAUCAGGAGCAACUGUGUUGCUCCCUUCUGCACCAGAACGCCUCUCAUUGAGCAGAUGCUGGCUAAGAAAAGCAUGAUGGAAGAGGUGGUCUCUCGAACCCCUUUGGGGCGCCCUGGAGAGCCGCAGGAGAUCUCGUCUCUGGCGACAUUCCUUUGCAUGCCUUGUGCUUCAUAUAUCACAGGGCAGGUUAUUUCAGUGGACGGUGGAUUGACUGCAAAUGCUUUUUCUCCCCCGAUAUAUGACUGAGAAAAUCACUCAGCUAAUUGAAGAGUCUAAAAUCUGUUUCUAAUCUUCGUAUUAUCUGUCUGAUGUGUAUUGUUGUUAAGUAACUGGUUGUGGUUUUUCCUAGAUCAGAUGUUUCUUCCUUCAUAGGGGUGCUUAUAAAUUAUAGUUCUCUUGACUAUAACAAUGUCUGUACUCUGUAAAAGAGUACAAUAUUGAACAACUUAAGACAUCCCAAAAUGAAUAGCUUCAAUUGGUUUUGAUGAAUUAGUUUAAUGAACCUGCAAUUUUGAAAGUUUAAA